Messenger RNA from Hymenoscyphus albidus, 2504 nucleotides. The record is from the annotation of a GenBank genome assembly. NCBI's taxonomy places the organism in Eukaryota, Fungi, Ascomycota, Leotiomycetes, Helotiales, Helotiaceae.
GGUGCGAGUAAACAAGGCAGGUGCCCCCUUAGCAACAAAGGGGCAACGUGGAGCAUGCCACUGAAAUCAGUGACUGCCCCACUAUGACUCGACUUCUUGAUACGGGAUCCUGUCAACCACAAAAAGGCCUCGACGACUCCAUCGCGAAACAUCCGUGUGGAAGACAAUUGAGGCUCUCCACAUUCAUUGCAUCGGAUGAGCAUCGGUGCGAGAUAAUCGGCCGUCUCUUCCUAGUUAAGGAGGUGAUGAGGAAGCUGGAGACAGCCUUGGGUAAUUAAAAUAGGCUCACCAGAUCAUGUGCUUACGCGUUUGGUUGGCGUUUACGGCACAGUUCUGUGGUCCUGGAGAUAACAUACUGCAACCGGCCAAGCAGGACAGAAUCCCAUGGUAAUUGUAUCCUUGUCAACAACAGUCAACAGCCCACAAGAAUCACAAUUCAACCUGAAGGUACUCGGUAAGCAAUAUUCCAGUGAGUAGAUAUUAAUAUAAUGACCCGAAUUAGUAUUGAACAUUGAACCUCCAGCAAUCCACUCACCUCUGAAAAAAUCGGCCUCAUCUCAUCCCAACAACUCCCCGAGCACCCACCAAUCCCAUGAAGCUUUAACCAUGUCUUCCAAGGCCACAUUAUUUCCUCUCUUUUCCUCGCUCCCAAGUGAACUUCGAUGUAAGAUCUGGAAAGCAGCGGCCUUUCCCCGUGUAGUAUGCCUGGAUCGAAUCCGCCAUAGCCAUAAAUGCUCCAGGGUAUGGUCACAAACGGAUGUCGAUGGUCCGAACUAUAUGGCGUUUUUCGAUAUGGAUAGCCAACCAAUAGAGCAACAAAUCACCCAGGGACCCGAGAAUUAUGACCACUUUGCAUCCCAGAGCGCGCCGCCACUAUUUCUGAUCUGCAAAGAAUCACACCAUGUCGCGAGACAAAUAUACACAAAGGCGUUUGGUAGUAAUUACGUGACUCCCACCACCUGGUUCAGCUACGAUUUGGACACGUUGUUUCUGGACUUGGGGCCCGUUUUUGUGGAUGCUGAAAUCCAAGGUUUCACCUUCCUUUCAAGCGACCUUGAUACAGAUGCCGGAAAAGUACAGAAUCUCGCAAUCUAUGUUGGAGAAUACCCUGACAAUGGAACGCAAUAUAACGUUUCUCUUGACGCGUUGCGUAAAUUUGCCAGCGCGCGAACCGUUUCGCUUGUUGUUGCAAUUUGCCAGGACGCGGAUCGCACUACGCUCGAACUCCUGGAAGGAUGGGAAUGUGAGGAAAGCACAGGAUAUGGGUUAGCAGAAACCAGGAACCGUCCCGACCCAGGGGGUAAUUCAUCAAACAUUGACCUUGCAAACGCUCUCUAACGAGGCUUUUCUAGGACUCCACUGUGCCCACCCAACCUUCAAAAAUCUGUUCAGCCGACCCAAUGUUAGAUCAUGGAACAUGUGGAAGAAUAUGUGGGAGAGUGUGUGGGAUGAGACACCUUACGGCGCUGUCGCGUAUACCAUCGGAGCAGAAAAUGAUGGAAACUGGAGGCGACCUACUCUAGUACGCCUCCCGCUCAUAUCUACACAGCUGAAGGCCGACACACUUCGGCAGAAGCAGGAAUACGAUACCAAAAGGGCUGCCCACAAAGUCCGAGUGGAAAUCAAGUCCGAGAAGGACGACACUCUCGUUGUCGUCGUCCCAUUACUCACUACCCUCCGCGAACUAGCUUCGAUGUUCUUUCAAGCCAGGAACAUUAACGGAGUAGAGAGGGAUUCUGCCGAGAUGUAUACAGAUCACGAGAGCCACUCGACUGUGGGGUUUGAACAAACCGUGGGUAAUUUCGUCGUAUACCCGGAAACAGAAUUCUCAAUUCGCGUUACCGCAAAGGGUGGGACGAAGUAAGGCUGGUUUUCUUUUGAAUACUCACGCUAUGCCAUUCAUAUUAUCACUGUCUAUAUGAUAACAGAAAAACCUUAUCAUUACAAGUUAUUCAUUUUGGAAUACUCCGAUACGUUACGCGCUAGUAAGAAAUCAGCCUCUUGUAUCCUGUAUCUCCUAAAGCGCCCGCGGUUUUUUUAGGCUAGCUUACUAACGUAUACAACUUUCUUAGCUUUGGUUAUGAAUUAUUACUCCGAAAAAUAACGGGGUAUUAGGUAGGUAAUUCCCUAUUCCGAAAACUCCCGGAGGCAGUUGAGGAGAUACUAUAGUAUAAUAUCCCUCGCUAAUAAACGUCUAAAGUUAGUGAUAAACUCCUAUCUUUGUUUUACCCUGGUUCGGGAGUAGAGUAUUGGCUAGCUAGAAGAUCGAACUAGGGAUUUUCUCCUAGUUUCCCAUCACGUAGUACACUGGGGCUGUGGAAAUAUAUAUUACAUCUUUUUUUCUACAAGUCUAAGCCGGUGUUUUCUAAAUUUCUAGUCUGGCGCCAUGCAAAUCUAGGGAUUCAGUAGUAGAGGAGUGAGUAUAAAAACAACCCGUCCCAAGGUUUCGAUCACAUUCCUUCUCUCUUCUUUAUUUUAUCUUCAUUCUUUAUUCAUUCCUUCUU